AUGGCAUUUUCGGGCAUCAACCCGACCGCGUCGUGGAUCGAAGACAACGAGCACCAGUUUGACGUGUGCCCUCCCAAGGACCUCCGCUACGUACCAUACGUGGGUAGUCCUGUUGAAGAACCUUCCCCGGCUCGUGUCCGUGAUAAUGUAAACCGACACAUCAUCGUGCUGAUUGCGAACUACCGCGACUCGAAGCGCUGCGGUGAAACGAUUCAAUCCAUCUACGGCAACGCGUCACGCCCUGACCUCAUUGCAGUCAGCAUCUUCGACCAAAUCGACUUGGACGCAAAGGAGCUCCCGUGCUUUGAUGUAUACUGCAAACUUGUGGGCGACGCAAACUGCCACCGAGAAACGCGCCUUCGUCGAAGCGACACAAUCAGUCACAAGGAUGCGAAAGGCCCGACCUACGGCCGCUAUCAAACGGAAAAAGGCAUCGAUCCUACAAUUGAUACGUUUGCCUUGGCGAUCGAUUCGCACUUGAUCUUCAUUCCUAACUGGGACACUGAUAUUGUGGCUCAAUGGGAUUCAAUCAAGAAUCCCAAGGGUAUCAUCACAGUGUACCCCGACCCAACCGAGAUGUACCCAAAACAAGGCCAAGUACCCAACCAAGUAAUAUUGAUGUGUCAUGCCCGCAUCGAGAAUGAAGGCGCCGACUCCAUGGUUCAAUACAGUGGCGCAAUUCGUAUCCCAACACCAUCGAAACCACUUCUGAUGUCUCAAUUUGCCGGUGGCUUCAACUUUGGGACCGUCGAGUCAGCGUUGGAAGUGCGCAACGAUCCGUACACUCCGUUCUUGUUCCAUGGCGAAGAGUAUUCUCGUGUGGCCCGGUUGUUUACGUUUGGGUAUGAUACUUACAUUCCCACGCACAUGGUCAGCUACCACUGGUACGAGAAACGCAAUGUUAUGUGGGACGAAGGAUGGAACUUCAAGGCCGUAAUCUCUCAAAGAUCGCAACGCCGUGUCCGCGCCGCCUUGGGCCUUCCCACGUCGUCGGACGACUACGACAAGACCGACUUGGCUCAAUAUUCCAUUGGUAACAAGCGCACCAUGGAACAGUUCAAGGCAUUUUCGGGAAUUGAUCCGUUGGCAAAGUGGAUCAAAGACAACGAACACCAGUUUGACGUGUGUCCCCCGAAGGAGGUCAAGUACGUGCCCUACGUGGGGAGCCCCGUGCAAGACGUCGCGUAGCCAUCCACAGGGUUCGGCGCUGUGUUCAAUAUAUGUGAAUUGCACUUGUGUAUCUAUUUGUUGGAGUGGUCUGGUCCUCGAAACACGUCAGCAGCGCUUCAGGUGUCCGCUUCCUUUUUGUCUUUCUUGGGCUUCUUGUCGUCUGUAGCCGGCGGCGCCGACGUACUUGCGUCUUUGGACGCGACCGUCGUGAACUUGACGAUG
Molecule: messenger RNA, 1392 nt
Organism: Aphanomyces invadans
Lineage: Eukaryota; Oomycota; Saprolegniomycetes; Saprolegniales; Verrucalvaceae
Exons: 1
Coding region: 1-1188 (395 amino acids)
Source: RefSeq, a predicted model, not a curated record